Homarus americanus (American lobster) is the source of this 4387-nucleotide messenger RNA. RefSeq names its product 2-hydroxyacyl-CoA lyase 2-like. Gene Ontology annotation, cellular component: acetolactate synthase complex. Gene Ontology annotation, biological process: L-valine biosynthetic process. The transcript has 14 exons. The coding region runs from base 181 to 2055 and encodes 624 amino acids. NCBI's taxonomy places the organism in Eukaryota, Metazoa, Arthropoda, Malacostraca, Decapoda, Nephropidae. The record is from RefSeq and is a predicted model, not a curated record. Gene Ontology annotation, molecular function: magnesium ion binding; flavin adenine dinucleotide binding; acetolactate synthase activity.
CACUGUUGUAUCAGUGAUUAAUACCUUAUCUAACACUGUAAGAAUAGAUCUUCCUUGAGUGUAGGCACCGGCCCUUGCCUUUAACUUCAUCGGCAUUCUGAUAUCAAACUGGUUGGUGAACACUCAGCGUGAAUUUAAAGAAUAAGUGAAGCCCUUCAGAGGUGAGCUUCUCAGACCAAGAUGGACGACCAGCUAAUGAUAUUACUCACUCUGUUUGGUUCUACGUUGCUCAUUGGUUUGGGUAUUGGUACCAUCUUAUCGAAGUUCCACCUUCCAUACAUAUGGCGACACAAGGUAAAUAAGAAGAGCAAGCAUCAUGGAGGUGAACUGGUGGCAGAGGUUCUACAUUCUCAUGGUAUACAGCACAUCUUCACACUACCAGGGGGACACAUUUCACCCAUUCUUGUUGCUGCGGAAAAACUUGGAAUUCGCAUAGUUGACACACGACACGAGGCAUCAACGGUGUUUGCUGCUGAUGCUGUGGCUCGCAUGUCGGGGACAGUGGGAGUAGCAGCAGUGACAGCCGGGCCUGGGCUUACUAAUACUAUUACAGCUGUUAAAAAUGCUCAGAUGGCAGAAAGUCCUGUGUUGCUUAUAGGUGGGGCAGCAGCCACAAUUUUGAAAGGCCGUGGAGCUCUUCAAGACAUAGACCAGAUGUCUCUCUUCAAGCCCCUAUGCAAGUACUGUGCUACAGUCACAAGUGUACGAGAUAUAGUAGCAGUUGUCCGUGAGGCCUUGCAAGCAGCACAGUCUGGCACACCAGGUCCAGUCUUCAUUGAGUUCCCAAUUGACGUUCUGUAUCCAUAUGCUAUGGUGUCGAAAGAGAUGGGCAUGAAAUCAGAUAGCAAGUCUUUCACACAAAAAAUCAUUAACUGGUACCUUGACAAUUACCUUAACAAUCUGUUUGCUGGAGCAUGGGAACCUCAGGACACCAAGCCCCUCAAAAUCAGCAUUCCUUUUGCCUCCGUUGAUAUUGUGAACCAGUGUGUGGAGCUGGUGUCCAGGUCAAAAAAACCUGUGAUUCUUGUUGGUAGUCAAGCAACCCUUCCGCCAACUCCAGUGGAGGAUCUGCGUCGGUCACUGGAGACCCUGGGCAUCCCUUGUUUCCUUGGGGGCAUGUCUCGUGGACUGCUUGGACCAAAAAGUACUAUUCAGAUGCGUCAACGCCGUCGUGAUGCCUUAAAGGAAGCGGACCUUAUCAUCCUGGCCGGAGCCGUUUGUGACUUCAGACUCUCUUAUGGUCGAGGAAUGGGGCGAAAGGCUAAGAUUAUUGCUGUCAAUAGGAACAAGGAGCAGCUAUACAAGAAUGCUGACAUGUUUUGGAAACCAACUGUUGCUGUCCUCGGGGAUGUUGGAACCUUCAUGCGAGACCUGGCUGCUGGCCUCACUGGCCACCAGUGUGAUGUUGAGUGGAUUUCUUCUCUUAGAGAAAGAGAUGAGGGAAAAGAAGUUAUCAACAAAAAGAUGGCAGAAGAGAUACCAGAGAUGCACUUGAACCCCAUGAAAGUAUUUAAUGAACUGGAGGAACUGUUGCCACCUGAUGCUAUACUGGUGGCUGAUGGAGGUGAUUUUGUUGCAACUGCUGCCUACAUAUUAAGACCCCGUGGUCCCUUAAUGUGGCUGGAUCCAGGUGCAUUUGGUACUUUAGGAGUGGGUGGAGGAUUUGCUCUUGGUGCCAAACUUUGCCGCCCAGAAUCCCAGGUUUGGAUAAUAUAUGGCGAUGGGUCCUUAGGUUAUUCCUUAUCUGAAUUUGACACAUACACACGUCACAAGACUCCAGUCAUUGCUUUAGUGGGGAAUGACGCUGGUUGGACACAGAUCGCUCGUGAGCAGGUCCCCAUGUUUGGAUCUAGCGUUGCAUGUGAUUUAGCAUACUGUGAUUAUCACAAGGCUGUGGAAGGUCUGGGAGCUCGAGGUAUUCUGUUGGGUCGUAAUGACAGCAUCCCAGAAAAGUUGAGAGAGGCACAGAAGAUCCAUGAUGAUGAUGGUCUCCCAGUUCUUGUCAAUGUUUUGAUAGGUAAAACUAAGUUCAGAGAAGGUAGCAUAUCUGUUUAACCUGUAUUUUUAUUCUGAUGCCAUGAGCAGUUUCUUAGAUAUGAUGUACAGUGAAAGUAGAAGUUAUCAGCUUGGCUUUGGCUGAAGGUAUAAUGAAACUUAAAUACCCAACACAAUGAAUGGUGUACCUGUCAACCCCUUUCCAAGGUUCCACAGACUUGUCAACUGUUUAUGGGCUCCACACAUGCGUGUGUCAAAUGGUUCAAGCAUUCUGCAAUGUAUUUAUGAAAACCCCAAGAAGAUGCUUCAUUUUCUCACUGUACAUUUGCAUUAUUGAUCAAUAUUAGACAUUAAUUUGCAACUGUCAAGUGUUUAGUUCAAUAAAAAGAUUUGAAUAAAGAAACAUUCAAUAUUUGACCAGCAUCUGAUAAUGAAGUUGCAACUACUACCUUUUUUUUUUAUUAGAAAUAGAUAUACUUUAUAUGGGAACAGUGAAGUUAUUGUUAACCGAUAUAUGUUAUAUCAUGGCAAAUGUCGUUGAUUUGGAGUUCGUUUGUGUCUGUGCGAGAUAAACAGUUGGGUAAUCUAAUUAUUCAAGUGAUAUCUAUACGUGUUGUCAUCCACCUACGAGGACAGGUUAGCUAAACUUUUCUUCCAGGUCACUGAAGUUCGAUAGGAAUCAGAAAACUUUACGCGAGGCCAAGUCCUUUGGGGACGUAGGCAGUCUAAAAUCCUAGAGGAGUGUUACUGAUUUAGCACAAAACCAAGACCCAGAAUUUAUAAUUUCAUAAAAAAUAAAAUAAUAAUAAUAAUGCAGAUGGGCUUUAACAGUGAUAAAGAGGAGUCCAACACACUUAAAAAAAUAUAAAGAUCAAAGUCUAUAGUCAAUCUAAACAAGUAAAUUUGUAAGUCUUUUUAAUUUCAGGGACAAUUACAGUCAGUUAUAAUUUGCGAUGUGAUUUAAGGGAUAAAUGUCAUAUUUUUCAUCAACACUAUUUUCCCACAUUUUACACAUUAAUACUAAUUAAGAUGUAUACAAGAAAUGUAUUCUUAGGUAUAACUUGUCAACCUAAGGCCAAUGUUGCCAUCUAGCCAGUUUCAAAAUUUUGGUAUACAGGGGGUACCCGGUUACAAAAUAGUUCCGUUCCUGAGGACGUUCUUGUCGAAAAGUAAAUCAGAACACAUAACCAAUGUGCACUAUAUCAUAGCCCAAGUCCAUUUAUAUAACUAGAAUCACUUGACAAAAGAAGAAAUUGAAUGACAAUACCAUACAGGAAAGUAAUUUUUAAUGUUACACAUUGAAACCUGGGGUCUUCCACCCAUAUCACUAACAAUCUUUCUCUUUCCAUUAACAAUUCACUUCUUUAUUUAAUCACAGUUGAGUGCAUUAGUCUAGAUCCUAUUACAUGUUAAAGAAUUUUGUGUUUCUUUCAAAAUUGUACAGAAUGAAGCCCAACCAUUUACCAAUGACAGGGUGUUUUGCCUUUUUUAGAACAUUCAAUUACAUCAUCUUUCACUUCCAUUGUUUUCCUUUUCUUGGAUGCAAUACUAUCACUUGCAUCAGAUUAGCAUUUGGAAGCCAUGAUGAGGGCAGGAAAAUAGUUAACAAGCAAAAAAGAACAGUUUGCACUCAUUCAUACACAUUACUGAGGUGAGGUAUUACUCCCCACCCACCGCUCCGCCAUGCAAACUAGUUCGCGUACGUUAAUACGAAGUACCAGUUGUCUUAAUGUCGGAAUCUUAAAAUAACUGACCUUAUGGGACCUCGUUCAUAAGUCGGACAUUCGUAACUCAGGGACCCCCUGUAUUGGUAUGUUAACCCCUUCACUACAGGAAUGCAACUUUUAAUAUUUUACUUGGCUAACAAUAAGACAAUUUUAUUCAGCUCAGGGGAAUCCUGUACCCAAGUGGUUAACAUGAUAUCAUCCCAAUCUUGAAUGUGUAACAAUACAUUUAAAAAUAAAUAACCACCAAAAUUGUAAUCUCGUGUGUAAAACAUCUGUGAUUCACAUGUAUGAAACAACUAGCAUCCAUAUAUAUAUAUAUAUAUAUAUAUAUAUAUAUAUAUAUAUAUAUAUAUAUAUAUAUAUAUAUAUAUAUAUAUAUAUAUAUAUAUAUAUAUAUAUAUAUAUCGGUACUGUGCUGUACUGUACAGGCAUACCUCUUAUAUGUUCUUGAUGCACUCCUGUAAAAUGGAUCACUAUAAUAAGAAACCGCUCUAUUAAGGAACAUUAUAACAAGAUUCCUAAAGAAAUAUGUUUGUGACAGUUUGAUAUUUGGCCUGUGUAUGAGGGCUUCAUUGGUUAUCAGCACUAAUAACAAUCCUAUACUGUAUACACCUAAAUGUAUAAAAAAAAAUUGAAAUAUAUACGUACAGUAUAUAUAUUUUUUU